Messenger RNA from Parnassius apollo (apollo), 1098 nucleotides. NCBI's taxonomy places the organism in Eukaryota, Metazoa, Arthropoda, Insecta, Lepidoptera, Papilionidae. The record is from the annotation of a GenBank genome assembly.
AUGCGACGCGCGGUGUCACUCGGGCGCGCUGCACUCACCUGGAGCAGGCGGUGCGCGCACGUGCCGCGGCGGCGCGGCCGGCACAGUGCCGCGGCGGCGGGCGCGCCGGCAUGCGGCGCUAGCGCGAGCAUGCGGCUGCCCCUACUGCCGCUCCUUGUGCUGCCGCUCGUGCUCGCGCGCCCGGCAGCAGCCGGGAUCUGCUGGUCGGGGAUGGAGCGCGGCGGGCGCUGCAGUUCAGUGGCAGCGCUGCGCGUGGGCCGCGCGGAGUGCUGUGCUGGCGCCGACCGCUCGCCCGCCGCCUGGAGCCCGCGCGACCUCGACAGCGGCGAGAUAUUCUUCUACAAAGCGCUCUCUGGAGGCGUGCCUUGCACAGCUUGUGAUGAGUCCUGUGCCGGCGUUUCAUGCGGUGGUGGCAGAAGAUGUGUGUUGCGCAGCGGGCGGGCGCGUUGCGUGUGCGCGGCCGCGUGCCGUCGGGCCGGGCCCGUCUGCGGGACGGACGGUCGCACGUACCGCUCACUGUGCCGCCUCCGACGACGCGCUUGCCGUCGCCCUGCCAAACACUUGGCCCUUGACUACCCCGGACCCUGCCAAGUGGGAAGCUGUGAAGGAGUCCGUUGUGGCGGCGAUAAGCGGUGCGUGCUCGACGCCGAGCUGGGUGCUCACUGUGUCAAGUGUGGUGUGUGUAGCGUUGCGGGCGCGCCUGUUUGUGCAGUAGAUGGACGCACGUACGCUGGAGCUUGCGCGUUACGGCGAGCCGCCUGCGAGCGUGGUAAAGCAUUACCGCUCGCUUACAGAGGAUCUUGUAUUGCUAACGCAACAUGCGCAUCAGUGACUUGCGGCGCCGGCCAGCGCUGUGUUGCUGGGGGCGCUAGUGGCGCGCGAUGCGUAUCUUGCGGUUCUUGUGGGGGCGGGGCCCGGCGCGUGCUGUGUGGAACUGACGCCCGUACUUACUCCUCUUGGUGUCGUCUACAACGUGCUGCCUGCCAUGCCGGCAGAGUUGUCGACACUUUGCACCGUGGUCCUUGCAAAGGAAACAGAACCAUAACAGACAACAGUGUGACUGAUGAGAGAAACGGAGAAGACGUAGAAGCUGCGUGA